Crotalus tigris (Tiger rattlesnake) is the source of this 963-nucleotide messenger RNA. It is a transcript of the gene TMSB15B, whose product is annotated as thymosin beta 15B. Gene Ontology annotation, biological process: actin filament organization; regulation of cell migration. The record is from RefSeq and is a predicted model, not a curated record. Lineage: Eukaryota; Metazoa; Chordata; Lepidosauria; Squamata; Viperidae. The transcript is spliced from 2 exons. Gene Ontology annotation, cellular component: cytoplasm. Gene Ontology annotation, molecular function: actin monomer binding. The coding region runs from base 473 to 610 and encodes 45 amino acids.
GGCUGGGGAGCGGCGUCCGCUGGCCGCCGGCGGACCCGGAGCCGCGGCGGAGAGGCGCUUUCUCCCCUUCCCUUCCUGGGGGUGCCUCUCCGGGGCUCGCGCGUGGAGGGCCUGGCGGGCUUCCAGGGACUGCUGAGUGGGCUGGGUGAAGCCAAGCGGCCCUUCCUGCGCGACCGUGGCUCGGCAGAGGCGCUUGGAGAGGCCGAGGAGCGAGGCGGGCUGGCGGACAAAGGCGAGAGGGGCGUGGCUAUGCCGAAGGCUCUCCCGGAGUCUGGCUUGGGGCGGGCACGGCGCUUCCCGGGCCUCCUUUCCUCCCUGGGCCCCUGGAGCCGUUCUUCCGCCGUGCCUGCCGCUCUUCUCGGCCUGGCUUGGGGCUGCGGCUGCCGGCCCCUUGUUCCGGGAAGCCCCGCGAGGAACCGUGUGGCCUUUUGCAGUUCUGAAGGUAUUGGCUUAGUUUCCUGUUUUGGCCAAGAUGUGCGACAAACCGGAUCUUUCGGAGGUCGAGAAGUUUGAUAAGAAGAAGCUGAAGAAAACGAAUACGGAAGAGAAGAACACGCUUCCUUCCAAGGAGACCAUUGAACAGGAAAAAGAGUCUGCCAAGUCAUCAUAGACCAGCGGCAUGAAGCUCUGAUGUUCUUUCUUAGCUCUUUUUUUAAAACAACUCGAGAAAUGCUGCAGCAGCCCAUCUCUGGCUGCUGCCUCUUUGGGCCUUUUUGCCUCCCCACCCUCCUGCCUUUCUGGGCUUGGCCACGCCCUCUGCUUCCAUCACAGAAGAAAAAAUGAUCUACAGGAAAUUUCUGGGGUUUGCCCAGCGCAAUUCUCAUCCUUAGCCUUUCUUGUCAGAGGGGGGGAUUUUAUCAGUUAAAUCCUAAUUAAUAAAAAUGUUUGUGAUUGUUUUUGCAGCUUUGAUUUCCUAAAAAUGGAAAGAAAAAUCUAUUAAAAUUUUAAAAAUGAAUUACCUCA